CAAAGGACGAAUUGAUUUAACGAAACAACUUCAAGAUUCUGUAAACUUUAGUCGCAAUACAGUAGAGAAGUUCAUUUCCAAAAGCUCUGAUAAGCUGUAUGUGUAUGAUACAUACCUCUUUUAAAAUACAACCUUCAUUGAUCUUCUAGCACGGCAUUAUCUCCAAAUUUACUAUCUACAACUUUGGUGCCCACAUCGAUUGUGGAACCUCCAAUUAUACCACGACAAGCACAUAACGCCCACGAAUUGUUUUUGCUCGGCCGGGAUCUAUUCACUACAGUCGUAUCUCCUCUUUCUAUAUCGGUACUUGGAUGACUUCAGUGUCGGUCCCUUAGCUGCACCACCUAUGUCACCCCCGCACGAAGAACGUUGACCCCGACCUCUCGAAUGGGCAGAUGGUUGGACCAUCGAGCAUUCUGGGUUCGUCUGUGACGACAGCCCAGAAAAACACAUACGCACAACAAUAUGCUGGAAGGACGAGUUUAGAUCAACCUGGUGGUUUACAGCCGCCCGGUCAAAAUGGCUCGCGAAUGCCCUCAAACUCAACAGCUGCAUUUGCGCCUCGUGGUUCCUCUCUUGCACCGUCCCCCGGCCCGGGAAGUUUCAGCUCGACAAUGCGUAGCCAAAUGCCUAUACGGCAGACUUCGGCCCUUGACACAAAUGCUUCGGUGCUAAACCAGGAGCGAUUAGAAGAAGAAGAUAAUACGAAAUCGGGGAAGCUAUUGUCGAAUUUGCGCGAAUCGCUGAGUAGGGAGAUGAAAAUAAAGGAGGGGAGUGAGAAUAUGUUGGAGGCAUUGAAUACGAAGAAAGCAAAGCAGACAAAAGAGCAAAGGCAGAGGGUGGAGGCGGAGUUGAAUAUAUCCAACCAGAAGAUCAGAGAUUUGAGAUUCCAGAUUACGGAACUGCAAAAACCUAAACCACCCACUACUCCUACGCGCAGUCGGAUGGAUGCUCUCUUCCAGAGUAAUGGUUUGAGAUCACCUCAAAGUGCUUCCAGAAGUGUUGGGGGCUCGGAAGCAGCAGAUGAGCUCACAGAAUCUCCAACAUAUGCGCUGGCUGAAAUACUACAAGCUCUUGAGGUGGAAGGUCUCACUCCGGACUACUACGUGGGCCAUGCAAAUGACCUAGUUGAGCUCUUCAAGCGUCACCCAACCUUGAAGUAUGAUCUAGUGUGGUCAGUAUUUGGCUUGAGAAUGCAAGUCAUGCUCCUGAGUGGGAGCCGAGAGGUAGUAGCUGCAGGAUAUCGUAUGACAAGAUAUGCAAUUUCUGAUGUUAGCUCUUUACAAAAGAUUCGUAGCUUAAAUACUGAUUAUCUCGCUGUCGUGUAAGCAUCGGUCUGGCCAAUAUUUACGGUUAAUGCUAAACAAUUUUUAGAUCACUGAUCAAGAAGGGAACUUCUGACGUGGAACGAGAGCAGGCCUUGAAAUUCAUUCGAGCUUUUCUGGAUGUCAAAGAUGGUAUAAAAGAGGUUUCCAGGGCUGUCGUUAGAACUAUAGCUUCAGUUGCAGAUCAUGAAGAGGAUCGACUCAAAGCUAUCUGCAUAGAAACACUUGCAGAAAUCAUGGUCCGCGAUCCUGGCCUUGUCGUUGCCUCUGGCGGUCUCAGACCUCUCGCUGAAGCUUUAGGUGAUGGUACUUACGAAGCCUCUGAGAGUUUGACAGCAGCAUUUUUGUUUUUGCUUGAUUCUCCUCAUAGACGCCAAUAUUUGCGAUCAGGUUAUGAGCUAGAAAUUCUUUUCACCUCUUUCACAGACUCGCUCUCUGUGAAGGAAGAAAUUUUAAAGCAAAACUCGAAGGCUAUUUCAUAUGCUUUAAACUCAUGGCCUGGUCUUAUGACAUUGUCUAUGUACAACUUUAGAGCUAUCAAAUCACUAGUAUCAUGCUUAAUACUGCCGAAUCCUGUUGUACGCGAGACUGUCAUAGAUUUGUUCUAUGGAAUCUUGCGCAUCAAGUCUCCUUUCUGGGCAACAUCUUUCCUCGCUGGCAGACGUCUCACUACAUACGGACGAGUCGCAAACCUCAAAACGGCACCAUCAAAAGCAUCAGCGCAGCCAGUAACCGAAGACGAGGCAUGCGAUAAAAGCUUUGUCGAUCAUUAUACAGCACUUUUACUGGCUGUGUUAAUAAACUCCGGCAUGGUUGAAGGAUUGUUACAGGUUACUCAAGAUACUGAUAAUGCAAUGUUAAAGCGAAAAACUACCCUACUCAUUGGAGAAGUUCUGAAGCUUGCAAGUCAACUAUUACCCUCGAACUGGAGCGCUGAACUCCAGUUGCUUCCCGGAUUAUUUGCUGCUGCGUCUCAAUUCGGAAGUGAAGAACGAAUCGUGGCCACAAGCACGGUGUAUCAGAUUAGCAGUGUGAGUCGGACAUUGUACAGAUCAGCUCCAUCCAUCUCUACGACCCUUUCAAACAACAAUAGCCAUGAUAAUUUGUCCAGCCUGGGAGAUCAGCCUAAAACUAAUCCCAACGUCUCAUUUGACGAAACGACAUUUAGGCAAAUGUUAGUUGAAUCUCAAGUUUUAGCUAGCACAAAUCCCAUUAAGUGGAAAUGGGAUAUUAUCCUGCGAGUUAUCGAAGGUCCAUUAUUGAACGGGAAGCGCCUUGACGAAGCCGUCAAAGCCUCGAAGUUCAUAAAAAGAAUAAUGAGUUUCUAUCGGCCGUUCAAAUACAAAUUCUCUGAAGUUAGGAACACCAGGAUAAAUCAGAAAUAUGUCAAAGUCGGUUGCGCCCUUAUGCACACUCUCCUUCAAACAGUAGAAGGAGUAAAAUAUCUAGCAGACAACAAGCUACUCAGGCAAAUCGCGGAAUGUCUCGCUCAAUGUGAUCCGGUAAAUUUACCUCCUUUCAUUAUGAUAACUUUUAUAUACUGACAAGAACCAGACGAGUGGCUUAACCGCUUCCCAACCAACAUUUUCAAAAGAGAGACUUUCAGAAACGCUUGCAUGCGGCUAUUUUGCUAUGCUUGGCACUUUGAGUGGUGACCCCAAAGGUUUGCAAAUGUUGGAUCGUUGGCGAAUGAUCAACAUGAUGUAUCAUAUUAUUGAUUUAAAACAACGCCCCGAUUUGAUCAAGUUAUUGUUGUCGAACUUUGACUAUAAUCUACAAGGACACCCGAGAGUCCUUUUAUCCAAGGCCUUGACCGCAGGAUCCAAGGAGAUCCGUAUACAUGCGACGAAUGUCCUGCGUAAGUAUUCCAGUCGCGCCUCAGGAACCACCGACUAUAAAUGGGCAAUCGAGCUUCUGGUUACUCAAUUAUAUGACCCAGAGGUUGAAGUCUGCGCGACUGCCAUCAAAAUUCUUGAGGAAGCAUGUAAUAGAAAAAGUUAUCUCGAAUUCAUUGUGGAGUGUCGUCCAGCUUUAGACCAUUUGGGCGAAAUCGGUGCUCCUUUAUUGCUACGUUUUCUUUCGACUUCGAUUGGAUAUCAUUAUUUGGACGGACUAGAUUACAUCAGCAAUGAAAUGGAUGAUUGGUUCUUGGGACGGAAUGACAGCUACGUCGGAGUUAUCGAGGCAAGUUUAUCACGAGCCUUUGCAGAAAUGCCUGAAGAAUCUUCGCAUCGUAUGAGUAUCGACGAGGAUAGCUUUGAUAUCGACGCCGAAAACGAUACCCAAGUUCCUCCUCAUUUUUAUAGAGAACUUACUCGCACAAAAGAAGGCUGCAAACUUCUUCAAGAUAAAGGACAUUUCGAAGAAUUUGCAUCCACGAUCCGCGAAUAUGGUAUGCUGGCCGAUGAUCAAGAGCUCAUUCUCAAAAUCAAAGGGUGUCUUUGGGCAGUCGGAAAUGUGGGAUCCAUGGAACUAGGCGCACCAUUCUUAGAGGAAUCAGACGUCGUCGAGCAAAUCGUCAAGAUUGCCGAAGAACAUCAAAUCAUGAGUUUACGCGGUACCGCAUUCUAUGUCCUUGGACUUAUCUCUCGAAGUAGGCAUGGACUUGAGAUUCUUUCCGAACACGGAUGGGACUCUAAUACCACAACCUUAGGCGUCUCCCUCGGCCUCUGCAUCCCUCAAAACCUAACCAAAUUCUUCUCCUAUCAACCUUGGGAACAUAAAACCAUCUCCGAAAUCAUCAUCACCGAGGAAGAAAAAAUGGAAAUCGAUCUCGCGCGUAUAGAUGAUGAUGAAACUAAUCAACGUAUCCUGGAACUCGUGGAAAAUCUUGGAAAUAUGAUUUUACAUAAAAAGGCCAUCGGGGAGUUGAUUGCCAUCAAAGAAAAUAAAGGAUAUGCAUUUAAGCAAGUGCGGUUGUUUAAGAAGGUUAUGGUGCUGUUGGAGUAUCAUCACUUCAGACUUCCGAUGCGCAGGUUCGUCAUCGAACUUUUUGAAAAGAGGGUAUUGAGGCGUAUUGUGUUGGAAGAAGAAGAGGAUGAGGUGGAAAUGAGUGAGAGGGACGUGGAGAGAGUGGAGCGGAGAACCCCACGUGGUGAAGAAGAAGAUAGUGAAAGUGAGGGUGUGAGAACGGAACGUCAGAGAAGUGUUACGGAUAUUGGAGCCGUGGCAAAUCAAGCAAACAAUGCUUCGAUAUGAUGUGAUAUGAUUUGUGGUUCUGAAGUGUAGGUGGAAGGAUGGAUAUGUACGAUUAUGAAGAGGAGCUGGAAUGAAUGGGGGAGAAGGGAAGAAACAGAGAGAUGAGAUGAGCAAAGUGAUACAUACAUAACACGCCAUCUCAUCUAUCAUAAACAAGUAUCGAAGACCCGGCCUCGUUCUCCCCGCUUCACUAGCAGAGGGAUUUCCCUAUCAUUUCUUUUAUUCCCUUUCCUUUCUUUCCCUUCUUUUCCAUCUCUGUACAAAAGUUUUAGUUUAAUUUAGCAUAGAAAUAGGCAUAGGCAUAGGGUGGUGCGAAUGGUCGAUUAGGUUGAUUACGCUGGCGCGCUUGAAUGGUCGAAUGGUUGACAGGUUGAAUGGUUGAAUGAAUGAAUGGUCGGCGUUGGUUAUAUAGUGCGAGUAACUUACCUUACUUUCACUUACACUUACCUUACUUAUUUUGAUUUGAUUUGGUAUUUAUGUGCACGGAGAAUGG
Messenger RNA from Sclerotinia trifoliorum, 5016 nucleotides. The record is from the annotation of a GenBank genome assembly. NCBI's taxonomy places the organism in Eukaryota, Fungi, Ascomycota, Leotiomycetes, Helotiales, Sclerotiniaceae.